UACGCGGAGCAGAGCGGUGCGAAAAUCGCAGUGAAGCGGCCAAUUUUGAAUACCGAUAACAGAAGGCCGUGUUUUUUGUCCGUGUUUCUAAAAUAUAUAUAUUUUUUUUUGUGUUUUGUUGCUGUACGUGACGAGCGGUGAACUGAAACAGAAUCAAUUGUUUAAGUUUGCAAUGAAUGAAUGGCUGUGGCAAACAAUUGAAUGAAUUCAAUUGCCACAAGAGCUCCAUUGCAUUCAGUCCAUGCUAAGAGUUAACCACAUUGAACAGCACACGAUGGCGACAUCCUCUUCAGAUUCGGAUAAUUUGGAUGCGGGAUCGCAGGCCCAAACGCAGGAUAAUCUGCGCAUAUUCUUAAAGCAUUUGUAUGCCGAGUGCGUGUUUCGAUACCAGAAUGUCACAUACGAUACGGACGACCCAUCAUUCUCACUUGGCCCAGCAACAGACUACGAUUCCGAUUUGCCGGAGAACUUCAGUCCGGUGCCGCGAUAUCUGGAGAAUGCCGCGAUGAACGAGGGCGUUAUUGACAUGCGGAACGUGGACGAGGAGCUGGCGGAGAAGGAGGAGCUGAUGGCCACCGUCGUCAGUGCCACGAUGGCCACAAAUCAGAAUGAGAACCGACUCUUUUGCCCCCUGAACUUUGACGGAUAUCUCUGCUGGCCAAGGACUCCGGCCGGCACCGUACUAAGUCAAUAUUGUCCCGAUUUCGUCGAAGGAUUCAACAGAAAAUUUCUGGCCCACAAGACAUGUCUGGAGAACGGCUCGUGGUACCGCCAUCCGGUGAGCAAUCAGACCUGGUCCAAUUACACCAACUGCGUGGACUACGAGGACCUGGAGUUUCGCCAGUUCAUCAACGAGCUGUACGUGAAGGGGUACGCCCUCUCUCUGCUGGCCCUGCUCAUAUCGAUUAUUAUUUUCUUGGGCUUCAAAUCCUUGCGCUGCACCCGCAUCCGCAUCCAUGUGCACCUGUUCGCCUCGCUGGCCUGCACCUGUGUGGCCUGGAUAUUGUGGUACCGUCUGGUGGUGGAGCGUUCCGAAACCAUAGCCGAGAAUCCGCUCUGGUGCAUUGGCCUGCAUCUGGUGGUGCACUACUUCAUGCUGGUCAACUAUUUCUGGAUGUUUUGCGAGGGUCUGCACCUGCACCUGGUGCUCGUUGUGGUCUUUGUGAAGGAUACGAUUGUGAUGCGCUGGUUUAUCGUCAUCAGCUGGUUCCUGCCGAUUCCCAUAGCCAUCGUCUAUGGACUGGCCAGGCACUUCAGCAGUCCGGACAAUAAACACUGCUGGAUAACGGACAGUCUCUACUUGUGGAUCUUCUCGGUGCCCAUAACUCUGUCGCUGCUGGCCAGUUUCAUUUUUCUGAUCAACGUGCUGCGUGUGAUCGUGAGGAAGCUACAUCCGCAGUCCGCGCAACCGGCACCGCUGGCCAUCCGGAAGGCGGUACGGGCCACCAUUAUCCUGGUGCCGCUCUUCGGACUCCAGCACUUCCUGCUGCCCUACCGUCCGGAUGCCGGCACCCAGCUGGAUCACUUCUAUCAGAUGCUAUCCGUGGUGCUGGUCAGCCUGCAGGGCUUUGUGGUCUCCUUUCUGUUUUGCUUUGCCAACCACGAUGUCACCUUCGCCAUUCGCACGCUGCUGAACAAGUGGCUGCCCAGUUUGGUGACUCCGCCGCCGGCCGGGAGUAAUACUGGACAGAUGGCCACGACCACGCCCAGCCGAGAGUUGGGCGUUUAAGGCGUAUCGCACGAGGGUCGAUCGAAACAUUGACCGCAUCGCCGAGCAAAGAUUUUGAUGCGCUGUCUCUGCUAUACUCGUAUCUGUGCUCCUUAUUCCCUGAUGAUAACAUAUUUGUUUUGAACACUUUUUUUUUUUAUUUAUUAGCCAGGGUUAUUCAGCCCGAAAUGCAUUUACAAAAUGAAAGUUCUAGUCAUAUGAAUUAUCCAUUAAAGAGAAAUAGUUUGCUUUAAAAAGUGCUUACCAGAGAACUGCAAGAGUGACAUUUUUCGCCACCAUAAUCACACUUAACAAAUGUAUAUAUUAUAUUAUUUGCUUUGUUAAGCAGGGUACUCACCCCUUUCCUCAAGCUCUUUCCACGUCAGAGCUGAGAGAUGGUUGUAGCUCCUGGAAAAUAAACAGCUAGCUCAGGCACUUCUUCCAGUAGGUCGAAAUCACAUUGUAGAUAGCCUCUGCUGCCACAAAAAAUCACUGCACCACUCACUCACAUUUAGUAUUUUUUUUUUGAAAAACAUCGAAAAAGUGGUUUGCUUAUGUAGGACUUUUGAGAAGCGCAGAGAAGGGCACCUAUAUUUUGGUAUUUUUUAGUAUUAAGUAUUUAGUAUUAUUUAGUAUUUAGUAUUAUUUAGUUUUUAUUACUUAUUAUUAUUCAUUAUUUCCUUUUAAUGUAACGUAAUACUUUCAACUAUCUUAGUUAUAAUUGUUUAGCGGUGUGCCGGUGGCUUGCUGCAGUUCUCUGGUGCUUACUCCCUAGGAAAAAUCUUCUGAGCGCUUAAUUUCAAACUUUUUACUCUUUUGAGAAAUUAUAUAAAGCAUAUUCUUAAGCAUUAACAAACCAAAAUAUAUAUAAAAUCUAAGCUUGAACCUGGAAAAAAAGAAACUAUGUAUGCCAUAUAUAUUGUUAUUUAAAUUUAUAUCUCGGGAUUUGCCAUCCACACAUUUAGGUUUCACAGCUAUCCCUAGCAAACUAACUAUGUCAUAUCCAGAGAAAUUGCGGGAAACAAAUGCCAAGAAUUUACACAGAAAUUUCCCCCGAUGAUUUUAGUGCAAAAUCAUAUGCGUUUCAUUUUAUGAUACAAAAUAUAUUCAAAUCCUGAAAGGAUUUGAAAAGAUACGCAGAAUUUAGCAUACGUACCCUUGUACCUAAGGAACCUAAUGCCCUUAAUAAUAAUAUUUAAUAAUGUUAAGAAAACAAAAAUAUAUAUGUGCAUUGUUUGGACGUUUAAUGUAGCUGACAGAUAUUAAUAAUAUUUAUUCAACUUAACCAAGCACACUUACAUACGUAGCGAAUAAAUCAUGUUAACUGCAAAGAAAUCGUUUGAUUGCCAAAUAUAAUACUUGGAAUAAAAACAACUUGGUUUUUUGGUAAAUUUUUCAUUCAAUUUUAUUUCAUUUUUUUGCGGAUUUUCUCUUGUCAUAUUUUUUUAUUUUUAUUUUGUAUACCAUUGCUUGCCGGCUUUUUGUUGUUUGGUUUUAGUUUUUGUUAUCAAGUUUCGUUUGGAUUUCGUUUUAAAAUUGUUGUUUUUGUUUUUGGUUUUUUGUUUAUGAAAGAGCAAAAGAGCGUAGAACAAAACUAAUACAUACAAUAAAAUACAAAUAUAAUAAUAAUUUACAUACAUUCAUAUAAUUUAUAUGUACGAGUAUAGUAAAAUUUACGUUUUCAUCUUAUCGCUUUGGUUUUUCAAUAUAAGUUAUAUAAUAAUAUGCAUCUAAAUUUGUGUCACCUCGUUAUCAUUUCCUUCACUGUGUGAGUGUAAGUGUGAGUGUGUGUAAGUGUGAUGGGUUCGUUUUGUUUCUGUGUUAGUUAGAUAUAUUUGUGGUAAAUACAUACAAAUAUGCGCCUAUCCAUUUAGAUGUAUUAGAGGCCUGCAGGAAUCCACUGCGAAUUAAAUCACUAAGAUUUAUGAGAAAAUUAUACAAUAAUUACGAAAAUUUGUUGGGCUGAAGAAUUCGCGUUUGCUUUAUGAAUUCUUGAUCGAAAAAACUUUAUUAUGAUGCAGGCCUCCAAUAUAUUUUACGUUUGUUGUAUGCAUGACAUUAAGUUAGAGCAUUUCGUUAGCUGAUGGGCGGUUUUCGGGUUUUUGGGUUUUCGGGUUUGGAUUGUGUGACUUGGAGGGUGUACAAAUCAAUUGAAAUAGUUCUACUCAGGGUCUACGAAUACAAUAUCGAAAUGUGAGUAAGUAAGCAUAUUUAAAAGUAAGGUAAGUACAUGGGUAUGCGGUAUAUGGUUAACUAAUUGGAUAAGUACGAUCGCAGGGUAAUGCAUAAAUAGGUGCUGGCCCAUG
Drosophila yakuba is the source of this 4014-nucleotide messenger RNA. RefSeq names its product calcitonin gene-related peptide type 1 receptor (gene hec). Gene Ontology annotation, biological process: adenylate cyclase-modulating G protein-coupled receptor signaling pathway; cell surface receptor signaling pathway. Gene Ontology annotation, cellular component: plasma membrane. Gene Ontology annotation, molecular function: calcitonin receptor activity. The coding region runs from base 242 to 1729 and encodes 495 amino acids. The transcript is spliced from 10 exons. NCBI's taxonomy places the organism in Eukaryota, Metazoa, Arthropoda, Insecta, Diptera, Drosophilidae. The record is from RefSeq and is a predicted model, not a curated record.